Fundulus heteroclitus (mummichog) is the source of this 1049-nucleotide messenger RNA. RefSeq names its product dedicator of cytokinesis protein 3-like. The record is from RefSeq and is a predicted model, not a curated record. The transcript is spliced from 10 exons. Lineage: Eukaryota; Metazoa; Chordata; Actinopteri; Cyprinodontiformes; Fundulidae. Gene Ontology annotation, cellular component: plasma membrane; cytoplasm. Gene Ontology annotation, molecular function: guanyl-nucleotide exchange factor activity; small GTPase binding. Gene Ontology annotation, biological process: small GTPase-mediated signal transduction. Bases 195 to 1049 code for a protein of 284 amino acids.
AGGGAGUUUUUCCGGCCAGCUACAUUCACUUGAAGAAAGCCAUUGUUACCAACAGAGGGCCUCACGAGACAGUGAUCCCCCUGGAAGACCCAAUUGUUACGGAGGUGACAUUGACUCUUCAGGAAUGGGCCUUACUAUGGAAACAACUCUAUGUGAAACACAAGGUGGAUCUGUUCUACAAGGUCCGCCACGUUAUGAUGGAGCUGAUCGACCUGAGGAGGCAGCUGCUGUCUGGUCACCUCACCCAGGACCAGAGCAGAGACGUCAAGAGACACAUCACUGUCAGACUCGACUGGGGCAACGAACACCUGGGUCUGGACUUGGUGCCAAGAAAGGAGUUUGAGAUGGUUGAUGAAGACCAGAUAAGUGUGUCAGACUUGUAUAAAAUGCAUUUGUCCAGCAGACACAGCGUCCAGCAGAGCAGCACACAGGGUGAGAAUAGUCGGCAGAGACAUGGAGAACCUUGCAGGGUUCCUGUACCCCACCACCUACUGGUCAACCUGAAGAGCUUCACCUACAACAGCAUAGGCGAGGACACGGACAUAUUUUUCUCUCUGUUUGAUCUGAGGGAGGGAAAGACCAUCAGUGAGAAAUUCAUGGUGAGACUAAACAAAAACGGAGGACCAAAGAAUCCGGAGAAGGUGGAUCGGCUGUGUGCUCUGUUCACGGACCUGAGCAACAAAGAUAUGAAGAGAGAUCUCUACAUCGUAUCACAAGUUAUUCGAACAGGUCGCAUGCUGCUGAAUGACAGUAAGAAAGGUCCGGCACAUGUUCAGUACCGCAGACCAUACGGCUGCGCUGUUCUGGCCAUGAGUGACGUGCUGCAGAUCAUCUCAGAGCUCAAAGAGGAGAAAGACUUUGUUCUUAAAGUCUAUACGUGUAACAAUGAGAAUGAAUGGUACCAGAUUCAUGAAAACAUCAUCCGCAAGUCGAGCACCAAAUACACAGCUCCCAGCACCAACUACGGUAGGGACAGGCUGAGUGAGAGUGUCUGUAGCUCUGCUGUGGAUGGUGUCUGUGUGAUGGGCAUUGAUUUGCUUGUAGAAUGA